Messenger RNA from Sphenostylis stenocarpa, 636 nucleotides. The record is from the annotation of a GenBank genome assembly. NCBI's taxonomy places the organism in Eukaryota, Viridiplantae, Streptophyta, Magnoliopsida, Fabales, Fabaceae.
AUGGCCUCGUUUUUUCCUCCCUCCCAUUUCUCACUCUAUUCCAAAACUGGUUUCAUCUGCAACCCCUUCACCACUCUCCCACCCAACAACGCUUUGCUUCUCCCUUCCCCCUUGAAGGUUUCAGCAGACAACGAGGUUGCAGCCUCAGCUUCAGCUUUUGAGGACCCAAGAUGGGUCGGAGGGACAUGGGACUUGAAACAGUUUAAGAAAACUGGAAUCAUUGAUUGGGAUGCUGUUAUUGAUGCUGAGGUUAAGAGAAGAAAAAGGCUUGAGGACAAUCCAGAAUCAUGCACUAAUGACAAUCCUGUACUUUUUACCUCGUCUGUUAUUCCAUGGUGGGCAUGGAUGGAAAGGUUUUAUCUUCCUGAAGCUGAACUACUUAAUGGUCGUGCUGCAAUGCUAGGGUUUUUUAUGGCCUAUCUCGUUGAUAGCUUGACUGGAGUUGGUAUAGCUGAACAAAUGAGCAACUUCUUCUGCAAAACUCUUCUUUUCACAGCAGUGACUGGAAUACUUGUUGUCCAAAAGAAGGAGGACAUUGGAACUCUUCUGAAGCUAUGGGAAGAGAUUACAUUUUAUGAUCAACAAUGGCAAGCAACUUGGCAGGAUGGAAGCUCAAGUACUUCCAAGACAGAUUAG